Messenger RNA from Oncorhynchus masou masou (cherry salmon), 669 nucleotides. Its product is annotated as intermembrane lipid transfer protein VPS13B-like. The record is from RefSeq and is a predicted model, not a curated record. Bases 4 to 669 code for a protein of 221 amino acids. The transcript is spliced from 5 exons. NCBI's taxonomy places the organism in Eukaryota, Metazoa, Chordata, Actinopteri, Salmoniformes, Salmonidae.
GUGAUGACGUGUCAGGAACACCUGGGCGUCACCUGCGUGACGCUGAACGAGGACCCCUGUCCUCACAUGGUCAUCCACAAUCAGACCCCUCUCUCUAUGCUGCUCAGGGAGAAUGUCAAGGAACCCCCCAGGACAGAGGUGUACUGCCGCCCCCUCCCUGCCAACUCCUCCCUCCACCAUGGCCUCUACCACCACUUCUCCAGCUUCCCCGCCUGCAGACAGAGAGAGCCUCUACCGACCGUGCGGCUGAAGACCAGUCCUGACCCCAACAGUCUGCCGCCCGGCGACCUGCAGGCGUCUCCGGAGUGGAGCGACCCCGUGGACAUCAACUGCCCCGGCACACAGGUGGUUUUCCUACCAGGGUUUGGCUGUCUCUACAUAGAUGUCGUCCAUCAGGAUGGCACAAUCAUCCUGCCCUGGCACCAGAGGGCAGCGACGUCCAAUCGGAAGCUGGCGUUCAGGGUGUUGCUGAGCGAGGCCAGUGUGUCGCUGAGUGAUGACAUCACCAGUCGUUCGGGUUCCGUGGAGCUCUUGAGGCUGACUCUGUCCAAGCUGCUACUGAACCUGUGUCCUGCCCGUCUGGGUGACUCUGGCAUGGGGGCUGGUCACCGCCGGGAUGGGAGAGGCCUGUCUGGUCGAAGUCCACUGUGCCAGCCUGCAGGUGGAUAA